AUGGCUGAAGAAAAAGCGGUGUCGCUGCCGAGCGAACCAAGCUCAGCGAGCGCUAAAGAAUCGCCGCCUCUCGGCGACACUGAUAUGAAACCUCUUAUAAAGAUGGAGACCGACGGCCAGAAUUCUCCGGAUCGGCAUCUGGACUUAGAAGCGAAGUGUCCGAUUUGUCUCGGCGUCCCUAACGAUCCAUCGGUUCCCGGCGGGUGUGGUAACGCUCUUGGGCACCGCUGUUGCUACAGUUGCCUUCGCAGAUGGUUCAAGACCAACCCGACCUGCCCUGUGUGCGGCAUCAAGUCCACUUUCAUCAAGCAUCAGCUAGAUUCGGGUGGAGUGAUCGAAACGAUUGAAUCACUCCAGGCACAAUUUUUCUCCGAACAGAUGGCGCUAGAAUCGAAGAAUGUCCCGCUCGACAGUGAAAAAUUUGCUUUGCGAAAAUACUACAAUAAUCUCCUCGGGCGCCUCGAAAGUCACGAUGAACGGGUCGCCAAAAAUCAAAUGUCACGUUUUUCGGACAGAGCCCUCAAUGCCAUGCGAAAACGGUUGAUUGACGCGAUUUCCAAAGUCAGUUUGUUGCAACAAGCAUGUCAGGACGGCACCAUGACGCGAGCGGACCUGAGCGCCGAUCCUUAUUUUCGUUCAAUGGUUUACGAUCUUCGGCUUGAGCGGCACGAAUUGGCUCCUAACCGGCUGCGGAGAAACUACAAUCCGGAGGUCUUUAAAAGGAAUGGCGAGCCUCAGCGACUGCUAGAAUGGUUGCGGCAUGAAUUACCAGUGGCUCUCAAUCAGCUCGACGGAUCGAUCAGGGAUAUCGAUGCUAAAAUCGAGGCUCUACUAAUGGCUGUCGGCCGUGGACAUAUCAACGCUCCUAGCUUUGAGCAAGCUUGCAAGCGGGUGGAGAUCCCUCAAGACGCGAUACCGCCAUUUUGUCAUGAGUUCUUUGAAUUCGCAUCGUCUCACCUCUCCGCACAGCUGUGGUUUGAGAACGGCGUCUAUCGCCAUCGUGAAGAUACUACCGUGCAACCAUUGGCACAAGAACAGCGAGAACGCGCAUUUGAAGUAAUUGACUUGGAUGACCUUAGCGAUGUGGAGCUACAUGCUGCCAGAGAGCCAGAUGCCGAUAUUGAAAUUAUCAAUGUAGCCCCUGCGCGUACCCCGCCCAACCGCAGCGAUCGACCGCGUAAGCGGCGCUCGCGAAAGGGUUACCGUCGAAGUGACUCAUCGGAUGCGACGUUCGAUGGUGGCGUACCGGCUCAUCUGAUUGAACCUUACUUGAACCCGCGCCAGUAUAAUGUUUCGCGGCCGCCAAAGCCGGUGUUCAACAGUCUCGAAGACUUUUUGCAGUCGAAUCGAACCACCCAUGUGGGACGCUAUGAACACCGGUCUCCCGAAGUUCUUACCAUAGAAGAUGAGGCCGACGAACCGGGCCCCAGCCAUGGGGUUACGUGGAGAAACGACUUUGAUGGCUUGAGGAAUCCGUCGAGUAGCUCGUUGUCGGCGAAUGAUGCCUCUCGUGAAGAAGAAAGCCGUUAUCCCUUGGGAGAUGAGCGACAGCGAAGGGAUUACGAAAAGAAACGGUUCACUGAGUCUCUCUUGGACGGGGAUUGUCUGAAGAUCACUGCAAACGAGUACAACGCCAUUCUAAGAGCGUAUAACGAAUUGGGCUCCACCGAAGAAUUCCGUGAACGAUUUAUUUCUGCGCUUCGUUCGUCCGAGGCUGCUAUUCGUUCCAUCUUGGAUGAUGUUUCAUCACGAGCUUCUCAAUGUUCUCAAGCCGCCUCACCCCGCCCUUCGACAUCGACUCAGCAACAUGCACCCCGGGGAGGAACGGAAACGGUCUCGUCAGCGUCGCAUCCCUCCAACAGUCGCUCCCAAGGGUCCCAGUCACCGGCAGCAUACCAUCGUCAAGCGGCCCCACCGCCUAGUGCUAAUGGUGUCGCCGAAGAUGGAUGGCCUAGAGCUCUGAUGGAGGACCAGGACGCCGGCCCACGCCGCUCGAAAAGGGGACGUCGUGAUUUGGACUCGGCUGACGACUACCUCUACGUCGACAUGCGCCCUACGGAAUCCACACAUCAUGAAGAUCUCGGCCGACGCCCUCGU
Molecule: messenger RNA, 2097 nt
Organism: Mesorhabditis spiculigera
Lineage: Eukaryota; Metazoa; Nematoda; Chromadorea; Rhabditida; Rhabditidae
Source: the annotation of a GenBank genome assembly